Messenger RNA from Alternaria rosae, 252 nucleotides. RefSeq lists its product as uncharacterized. The transcript has 2 exons. NCBI's taxonomy places the organism in Eukaryota, Fungi, Ascomycota, Dothideomycetes, Pleosporales, Pleosporaceae. The record is from RefSeq and is a predicted model, not a curated record. The annotation marks the transcript as partial.
AAGCGGCACCCAGAGAUCAAGGCGAGGACCGUCAAGCCGGUCGACUGGAACCGCCAUGAGAAGUACACGUAUGAAAAGAUGACGCACUGGUUCGAAGUCAUUGAAAGGUGCUCCAGGACCAGCCGCGUGAUGUUAAGCAUGCUAAGUUGUGUUGAAGUGCUAGUAGGUAGGGAUGAGCUGCGCGAAUACAGAGGCGCGGGCGUCAAGCGAACUAUAGUGAUAGCCAUUGAAUGCACCAACGCCAAUGGCAGG